CCAAAAAAUCUGCCAUUGCAGCUUCCUGCCAAACUGAAGCGCUCCACCACACCAGCCACGCCCCAUCCUGAUUUCAUCCCGCCCCUAGUGGCUCCGGAUCCGCUCCGCCCCGCCUUCCCGCGCUGCUGACGGCAGUCCUGGACUGUGUCUGUGGCAGAGCGGGAGCGCGCGGGCUCGAGCUGCAGGGAGUCGGUCUCAUCUGAACUCCGUGGCUCUUCCGUCAGAGGAGGUGCGAUGAACGAGGGGGAGGGGCAGUUCUACAGCGUGCAGGUGGGCGACUCCACCUUCACCGUGCUGCGCCGCUACCAGCAACUCCGUGCCAUCGGCUCCGGAGCCCAGGGCAUAGUCUGCUCUGCUCUGGACACAGUUCUGGGCAUUCCGGUGGCGGUGAAGAAGCUCAGCCGGCCCUUCCAAAACCAGACCCAUGCCAAGCGGGCUUACAGAGAACUCGUGCUGCUCAAGUGCGUCAACCACAAAAAUAUCAUCAGGCUCCUCAAUGUCUUCACGCCCCAGAAGUCACUGGAGGAGUUUCAGGACUUGUACCUGGUGAUGGAGUUGAUGGAUGCCAACUUAUGCCAAGUGAUCCACAUGGACCUGGACCACGAGAGGAUGUCCUACCUGCUCUACCAGAUCUUGUGCGGGAUUCGGCACCUGCACUCGGCCGGCAUCAUUCACAGGGACCUGAAGCCCAGCAACAUCGUGGUGAAGUCUGACUGCACGUUAAAGAUCUUGGACUUCGGGCUGGCCAGGACAGCCUGCACCAACUUCAUGAUGACCCCCUACGUGGUGACGCGAUACUACAGGGCGCCUGAGGUUAUCCUGGGCAUGAAGUACAAGGAAAACGUGGACAUCUGGUCUGUGGGGUGCAUCAUGGGAGAGAUGGUCAAGGGCAGCGUCAUCUUCCAGGGCACCGAUCACAUCGACCAGUGGAACAAGGUGAUCGAGGUGCUGGGAACUCCAUCGCUAGAGUUCAUGAGCCGCCUCAUGGAGACAGUGAGGAAUUAUGUGAUGAACAAGCCGCAGUACCCCGGUGUCAGCUUUACGGACCUUUUCCCCGACUGGGCGUUCCCGUCCGACUCGGAGCACGACAAGCUCAAAACUAGUCAAGCUCGGGACCUGCUGUCCAAGAUGCUCGUGAUCGACCCGGAGUGCCGGAUCUCGGUGCAGGAGGCACUGAACCACCCCUACAUCCAUGUGUGGUACGACCCUGCGGAGGCCGAUGCGCCCCCACCGCAGAUCCCAGACAAACAGCUGGAGGAGAGGGAGCACACAAUUGAACAGUGGAAAGAACUCAUUUAUGAAGAAGUGAUGGACUGGGAGGAGAGGAACAAAAACGGAGUGGUGAAGGAAGAGUGUUUCGAUGGAGCUGUGAACUGUAGUGCCACAAUCUCGCAGUCAUCCUCCAUCAACGACUUCUCGUCAAUGUCCACGGAGCAGACGCUGGCCUCCGAUACAGACAGCAGCAGCGUCGAUGCCCUCACGGGGGCAAUAGAGGACUGCCAAUGAGCUCACCCGUUCAGACUCGCUCUCUCUCUCGCCCACAUCUUACUGCCCUUCUCUCUUCCAUGCCGUUUUGCUCGCCUCUUGAGGACUGUGCCAUCUCCACACCCCCGGUGGUGGUCUUUCUGUUAACUAAGCGCUGGCGUGGAUGACUUGUACUGUGUGCUGGUACCGCUAGUCUCUGCACUACACGUUAUGGCCGCGUUCCAUUUCCCGUGAUUCGUGUGCAGGUGAGGUCGGACAAGCGGUCGCACUCCAUUCAGCUGAGUAUUUGAACGGAGCUAAUCUAGUCAAAUUCAGUAUCGCAGCAGGCAAAAAAAAAUUAAAAAAAAUUGGUCUUCUGUGCUUUUUAUUCGAUCUUCGGCUGGUGUUACACAGUGAACUUGUUAAACUGAGCUUCUUCAGCAGAGAGGAGGAGCUGUUACGCGUGCUGGGCGAUGGGGAGCCUGGCCGCUCGGCUCACUCUAAAGCAGUGCUGCCCUGAUGGUUUUUGGAUGUAAGCCCAUCUGUGCCAGAUUCCUCAGGCUGUUUGCUUGUGGCAGUGACUAUGCUGGGCUUUUUCGACCCCUCGAGUAACUUCGGAAAAUAGCAGUGAGUGUGAGACCAGCGGCAUCCAGUUGUAUACUAGCUUACUCUUAAAGAUCACUCACAUGAAGCCUUAGCUUUCAGUUACUCAUUCAAAGGUUUCUUCCUGAUGUAGCCAAACCAGCAAGAAACACAGUGACGCGUAGUACUGAAACAGGAACUGACUUCUGCUAAGUCUCGGAGGCCUCCACUCCAGUAUUAUUACCUUAAUAUAACAUAAUACUCUAUUACUAUGUUAUUACCUGUUUUUUUUCUCUGUUAUUCUGUUGGAAGUGAUUCAGUUGGAGAUGAGCCAGUCAAAUCAGAAACAAAACCUCUGGCCUGUAGGUAAAUAUAGAAUUAUUUCUUUCAAAGUGAUGUUACAGUGACAAAAUGACGGCUCACUAGAGUGCCUACAGCAUCUCGAGUUUGUAACUCUACCCACAGGAUACAUAAAUUGGAAAACUCGUUGCAUCACCUGGUAAAGUUUCCAACCCAUUUUAUUCGGGACAUUUUGAACUUUCAGAUAUGAAAGUUGAACUGUCAAUUCAUAACAGUAAGGCAAUGAAAAAAAUCUGUAGUCGCAUAAGUUAUACCCCAUUUAAGCAUGCAUAGGGUUACGGCAAUACCAGUUAUAGAAGUAAUAGGAUUCGUGAGAAAAUUAUUGGGGUAAUUUUGGUGCACAUGUUUACACACAUUUGUACAGUUAUUAUAAUUCUGGAUUUGAUGCUCUUGAAUAUUAAGAGGCAUGGACUUCAUACCUCUUACAUAUCCAUAUACAUACAUAUCCAUUUGUUUAUUCUAUAUAAAAUAUGUUUAUGUAAAAUGAUUAAUAUCUGUCUAUCUAGUCCCUG
Messenger RNA from Scleropages formosus (Asian bonytongue), 2918 nucleotides. RefSeq names its product mitogen-activated protein kinase 9 (gene mapk9). The record is from RefSeq and is a predicted model, not a curated record. Bases 235 to 1506 code for a protein of 423 amino acids. Gene Ontology annotation, biological process: protein phosphorylation. Gene Ontology annotation, molecular function: ATP binding; MAP kinase activity. NCBI's taxonomy places the organism in Eukaryota, Metazoa, Chordata, Actinopteri, Osteoglossiformes, Osteoglossidae. The transcript is spliced from 12 exons.